UGCCAGUAGGAGGAAGAGUACUUCUGACCUGUUCAGUGAUGUCAUCAUCCUCCUCCUCCUCUGAUUGGAAAUAUGACUGGUACAAAGAGCAAAGCUCCUCUAAACCUCUGACCUCACAAGAUGCUGAUUUCCCCUCUAAUGGACAAAUGAGCGUCUCAGAGGAAGGACUGUACUGGUGCAGAGGAGGAAGAGGAGAACCAGUUUACUACACAGACUACAGUGAUCCAAUUAGCAUCAAGACAAACUAUGAUGAUUAUGAUGGUAUUAUCCUAGUGAGUCCUGUUCAUCCUGUGACUGAAGGAGAUCCUGUUACUCUGAGCUGCAGAGAUAAAGAACAACAACUUCUCUCCAAUGUGUUUUUCUAUCAUAAUGAUAAACUCAUCCAUAAUGACAGCAGAGGGGAGCUGAAGAUCUCUGCAGUGUCAAAGUCAGAUGAAGGUUUCUACAAAUGUCAACAUUCAGGAAAAGAUUCACCAAGGAGCUGGAUGUCUGUUAGAGUAACUGUAUCCAGUCCUGCCAGCUCUUCAUUUCCUGUGCUGUUGAUCAUCGGACCAGUUGUUGGAAUCGUUCUCAUUUUCCUCCUGCUCUUGUUCUUUUGCUGCAGACGGAACAUCGUUGUAGAUGAACCCGGAGCUCCUCCUGCAUACUCCCAGAUUGAGCUGAGAAACUUCAGGGAAGACUUCUCAACUCCAACAUAUGGUAAUAUCAAUUAUCAGAAGAAUAAGAAAGGAAAGCGAAGUCCUGCAGCAACAGAUGCAGAUGCAGUUUAUUCUGAAAUCACAACAUGAGCAGCUUUGGGUAACAAUGAUGCCAUGUAGUUUCACAUUAUUGGUUUAUUAUGGGAUUUAUUACAUGAGGUAAUCUCACAACAACAUUCUUAAAUCCUUUAUUUUCUUACAUAUUUCAUGUGUUGAACAUUUCAAAAGUCUGUAAAGAGGACUGUGUUAGGCAACAAACAUUUUCUGAAAAAUACUGAAAAAAACAAACUGAAGAAAUUGUUAGUCAUGUGUACGGAUGCUAUGAUGAAGUUUGAAUACAUUACAUAAAUUUGUAUGUUUUUGUUAUGGUUUAUUUUAGGAGUGCAUAAUAAGUAAGUUGUUCCUGAAACUAGCCUAUGUUGAUCCCUCCUUUUUUAUUUUUUUCCUCCGCUCUUCCAUUAGCUGUUUCUUUACAACUCCUCGGUGGACGUGAACUGAGUGCUUUGGCUUAUUUUAAAGUAAAAUAUUUUUCUGAACUAAGUAAAAAAGCCUGACACAGAAUGUGUUCACAAAGUUGUGCAAACUCAUUAGAAUGUAAGAAAUAUUUUUCAGUUAAAUUUCACUUCCAAAGGUUUGUUUUUACAAUAAUGAAAAUAUCAUGUUACAGUUUUUUCAAUAUCUC
Poecilia latipinna (sailfin molly) is the source of this 1380-nucleotide messenger RNA. Its product is annotated as high affinity immunoglobulin gamma Fc receptor I-like. The record is from RefSeq and is a predicted model, not a curated record. Gene Ontology annotation, molecular function: transmembrane signaling receptor activity. Gene Ontology annotation, biological process: immune response; cell surface receptor signaling pathway. Gene Ontology annotation, cellular component: external side of plasma membrane. Lineage: Eukaryota; Metazoa; Chordata; Actinopteri; Cyprinodontiformes; Poeciliidae. The coding region runs from base 39 to 788 and encodes 249 amino acids. The transcript has 6 exons.